AUGGCUGACGCGAAAGACCCGCAACAUCAUUCACCACUGGAACCGCGUCGAGCCUGUCAGGAAUGCAACCGAAAAAAGACAAAAUGUGACAUGAGACGUCCCAUAUGUGGCCUCUGCUCACGCACUGGAAACACCUGUCAUUUUCCUUCCAAGCGAAAGAAACCUACUGCUCGCAAGCCUCAACCCAAGGUUCAAUCUCGAAGACUCAGCGACAGUAUAUCCAAAUUGGUUCAAGUCCUCGAAGCUGCAUCUCGGGGCACCGGUGUCCCUGAUGGCCGACGCGAGAUCUCUCAAUCAUUUCUCCAAGAUUCCCUCAAAGGUCUUCUCGCCGAGAUCAAUACAUCGCAAGAUCAUGGCGCCGCGUCCCACGAUUCGUCUCUGGAAAUCAUCCACGGCGCCGGUUCACCGCCUGACGGGGAGGAUGUGGACGACGAGGGAGCAGACGUUGAUGGCCACUCUUCAGUGCCGUCGCCUCUUCGCGAAUCGAUGGAUUUCAAUGCCAAACCGACAUCACCGCCCACGGUCUCCGGAUCCGAUGGCGAAAUCUCGUGUUCCAUGGCGGUGGAUUUGGUCAACUUGUUUUUUGACAAGGUUCAGCCGUGGCUGCCCAUCCUCCACCGGCCGCGCUUUCAAGCCCGCUACGAGCACAAACUUCGGGUGGGUGGCCAUGUCAUACAGUACUUGUCCGUCGAUGAGUCUCUCCUGUUUUACAGCAUGUUUGCCAUGUCCGCUCGGUUUUCCAACCAUCCUAAAUUCGCCACGGUUCCGGCCGAAAAGAGAGGACAUGAGUUUGCUGAACGAGCCCGAGCAGUGUAUAGUCAGGCUCGCUCACUCCGGGCCCCCACUUUGAUGUAUCUGCAAGGUUGCAUCCUCCUCGCAUUCUAUUUCUACACGUCCGGUCCGACUCAUCAGGGUUGGAUCCUCAUCGGAGUCUGCGUCCGCUUAGCAUACGAUCUGGGCCUGUCUGAGAUAGAUGACGACGACUGGACUCCUAUUUCCUCGGUGGAUUCGGUGGAAAAGGAAGAAAUGAGACGAGCCUGGUGGUUAGUUUGGGAACUCGACACAUUUGCUUCGACCGUCUCUCGGAAACCUUUUUCCAUCGACCGAAAGAGGAUGUGUGUCGCCUUACCCAUCUCCGACGAGGCUUGGUUUUCCGAAACGGAUGUCCCAUCUUCUGAACUUGUCUUGAUUCCGGGUCAAUCCUGGAGAUCAUUACAAGGCAGCCGCAAUCAAGACGAAAGAGCGUGGUUUCUCGUGGCAAAUAAUUUUAUGGCUACCGUUCACGAUCGACUCCAGCAAAGGCAAGAUGUCUCGGCCGAGGAAAAGCUGACUUUGGAAAAUGAAAUCUGCUGCUUCAAGCUCGCACUUCCUCCUCCCCUUCGACUGGACGCCGAGACUUUGACUUAUACUCCAUCCACAUUUGCACGUUGCAACUGGGUCAUUGGUACCCAUCUGAUGCUGAAGGCUACAUCUUUCAUGGUCUCCGGAAUCGCCACCACCGAAAAUGAUGACCGCAGCGUGUCCAGUAUGAGUGGCAGUGGUACAUCGCCCAUCCGUCUACGUGCCAUCGAAUUAUCCCGCAUCAUCAGUCUAUGGGAUUCCCGGUAUAUUGCCGUCGCACACCCUUUCUUCACGUGCAUGAUGCUGCCACCAUACGCGGUGGAUGGCGAUGUUCUUAGAACACAACCUCUCCUUUCAUCCAGUCAUGAAAUGGCCAAACUCGUUCUAUCCCAUUUUGCGGAGAAAUGGAAAUUGGGCUCCGUGGUGUUAGAACUGGCAAAAAUCCUCGAACGAGGCGGCACAGUGAAUGCCGAGGAAAAACAACUAGCCCGACGGUAUGCACUGUUCUUCCGAAUGCCACGACUGAGCACCAGUAGCCCAAAUGUCCUUCCACCUGAACUCAACCGCCGGGACCGAAAUAGUCCGAUGACGACCGAAAAUACCUCGCGUCCGAGUCGUUUGGACAUGCAGCAACAACAAGCACCACCACCACAGAUCCAAAACCAAACUCGGCAACAAGAGGAAUAUGCUGCGUCCUUGAGCAUGCCCGACCCAGCGAAUGUGACGAGUUAUCAGGCUCCCAUGUUUGAUCCUCAGAAUCUUCCGCCACUGCAACAGACCAUAUAUGACGGAAGCAAUGAGAUUGAAUUUGGAUUCUCUGAUUUCUUUGGCGGCAGCUAUCGAGAUACAGACUUCAUGCUAACAUAG
Molecule: messenger RNA, 2208 nt
Organism: Rhinocladiella mackenziei CBS 650.93
Lineage: Eukaryota; Fungi; Ascomycota; Eurotiomycetes; Chaetothyriales; Herpotrichiellaceae
Exons: 2
Coding region: 1-2208 (735 amino acids)
Biological process (GO): DNA-templated transcription; regulation of DNA-templated transcription
Cellular component (GO): nucleus
Molecular function (GO): zinc ion binding; DNA binding; DNA-binding transcription factor activity, RNA polymerase II-specific
Source: RefSeq, a predicted model, not a curated record